AAAAAAAAUAAUUAAAAAGUUGCAUUUCAACUGAACCGAAUACUUCGGGAAGCGAAAUGGAGGCUAAUUUCGUCGCCGGCGAUCGGCCGACGGUGUUAGUGACGAACGACGAUGGAAUCUAUGCGCCGGGAUUGAGAGCUCUAGUUAGUCUGCUUGUUUCCACCAAUCGCUUUCACGUCCUCGUUUGUGCUCCUGACUCUGAAAAGUCAGCUGUUAGUCAUAGCAUUACUUGGCGUAAUGCCCUUUCUGUUAAGCAAGUUGACAUCAGUGGAGCAACAGCAUUUGCAGUUUCAGGAACUCCGGCAGACUGUACUUCCCUGGGAAUCUCUAAAGCUCUUUUCCCUUCAGUACCUGAUCUGGUUAUCAGUGGUGUUAACAUGGGUGACAACUGCGGCUAUCACAUAGUAUACUCGGGUACAGUGGCUGGCGCUAGGGAGGCUUUCUUCAAUGGUAUUCCUGCUGUGUCUGUAUCAUAUAAUUGGAUUCGUGGAAAAAGCAAUGUUAAUGACUUCACACUGGCUGCUAAGGCUUGCUUACCCAUCAUCAGUGCUAUAUUGGCUGAAAUCAAGACAAAACACUAUCCCAAGAAUUGCUUUCUCAAUAUUGAUGUGCCAACAGAUGUUGUCAAUCACAAGGGAUACCGUCUAACCCGACAAGGAAAAAGUUUUGUGAAAAUGGGAUGGAGGCAAGUUACUUCUGAAAGAGAAGGAGGAAACGUUUUGUCCACAAUGACUAUGGAGACGAAUUCAUCAGAGAGUACACAUGCUAGAGCCUUAAAAAAUGCACCAUUGGAUCAUCUACUGUUUAAGAGACGAGUUACAAGAGUUCUAGUGGGGAAUGGUGAUACAGACUACUGUUCUCUCCAAGAAGGAUACAUUACUGUCACACCCCUUGGCGGCUUGUCUCCAGCAGAGCUAGAUGCUGUUUCAUUCUUUCGGAAUUGGCUGCCCAGUGUUGUUGAUCAUUAUCCUUCCUCUGCGUUGUAGUGCUGUAAGUUGGUCCUCCUAGUGAAAUCAAAUUCUGAUGUUACCCUAAGGCUAGUUGUUAUAUCAUCCGUUUUUAUCUUAACAAUAAUAUUCAAUUGGCUACUGAAGCUGGUGUUUCUAUGAGUUUGAUUUUGCCGUAAAGUUUGACUAAGUGGGACAAAGUUAUGAUCGUUGUGAUUCAUUUGCAGGGAACUGAAUAUCUGAAAGCAGGAGGAAAGAAGUAAUUAACAUCAAGUUAUUGAUCAAUUUCCCAGAUGAAAAGUUUUAGAGAUGAAACGUUUCCUCAACAAUUACAAAAAGUUUGUAUCGAUGAAAUAAAGGACUCAAGAGACCUUAAUGAUUUUGCAUGGAAUGGAAUUGUGCAUUUGCAUGUCAUUUCAAUGUGAGCAUCCUCUCCCUGGUUAGAAUCAGAUGUAUCUUUAUUUCAUUUUCUGCAAGAUAUCCUCUAUGAUGUUUCAUAGACAUUUACUAAGAUCAUUAAGUAAGUAAUGUAGCCCUGUUUUUAAGUUUCAUACGUAAGGCAGAAGUAAAUAUAAGUUGCCUGUUUUUAAGGAGGUCAAAUCUGGAAUCAAAUAAUAAAUGGUGUGGCUUACCAUGUGUUUAUUGUUUAAUGAUAAACCUGUUUGGUGGUUA
Molecule: messenger RNA, 1619 nt
Organism: Solanum pennellii
Lineage: Eukaryota; Viridiplantae; Streptophyta; Magnoliopsida; Solanales; Solanaceae
Product: 5'-nucleotidase SurE
Exons: 10
Coding region: 57-986 (309 amino acids)
Cellular component (GO): cytosol
Molecular function (GO): nucleotidase activity
Source: RefSeq, a predicted model, not a curated record